AGCAGCGAUCGUAACCAACCAUGAGAUCCCUCAAGCGUGCCCACCAGCGGCUUCCUCUGCGGUCAUCACCGGCCUCUCGCUUCCUCUUUUCCACAACAACCAGCACAGCGUCUUCUUCGUCUUCUUCUACAACGUCACAAAUUCCCAUCAACCCUAUUACCUCUGUGAUAAUAGCCAACCGAGGUGAGAUCGCCCUCCGCAUCGCACGCACUGCCUCGCUCCUGGGCAUUCGUACCACUACGCUCUACACCGACGUCGACCGCGCCGCGCAGCACACCCUCUCUUCGCCAGCCUCCUUGUCCCUGCCCUCUUACCUCGAUGGAGACCGCAUCCUCGACCUGGCUAAGCAGCACGGCAUACAGGCCCUGCACCCAGGCUAUGGGUUCUUGUCCGAGAAUGCCGCCUUUGCCCGCAAGUGUGAGGAGGCCGGCAUCGUCUUCGUCGGCCCCCCGGCCAGCGCCAUGGCAGAUAUGGGCGACAAGGCCAGGAGCAAGGAAAUCAUGACCGCGGCCGGUGUGCCCUGCGUCCCAGGCUAUCAUGGGUCCGAGCAGUCCGUCGAGGCCCUGCAGGGCCACGCGUGCGACAUCGGCUUCCCUGUCCUUCUCAAGAGCGUCAAGGGCGGUGGCGGCAAGGGCAUGCGGAUCGUGAGAUCCGAGGAUGAAUUCGCAGCGCAGCUGACCAGCGCCAGGGCCGAGGCGCGUGCCAGCUUUGGCGAGGGCGGCGAAGUCAUGCUCGUCGAGAAGUACGUCGUGCGGCCGCGCCACGUCGAGGUGCAGGUAUUUGCCGACCGCCACGGCGGCUGCGUUGCCCUUGGCGAGCGCGACUGCUCUGUACAGCGCCGCCACCAAAAGAUCCUCGAGGAGAGCCCCGCACCGCUGCUGGACGAACCCACUAGGCAGGACCUCUGGGACAAGGCUCGUACGGCCGCCCUGGCCGUCGGCUACGUCGGUGCCGGCACCGUCGAGUUUAUCCUAGACCGGGACACGGGCCGCUUCUACUUCAUGGAGAUGAACACGCGCCUGCAGGUCGAGCACCCCGUCAGCGAGAUGGUCACCGGCACGGACCUUGUUGAGUGGCAGUUCCGCGUCGCGGCGGGCGAGAGACUCCCGCUCACACAGGCAGAGAUCGAGGCGAGGAUCGCCGACAGGGGCGCAGCCAUCGAGGCCAGAAUCUACGCUGAGAACCCGGAGAAGGGCUUCAUACCCGACUCGGGGACGCUGGUGCACCUGUCCACCCCGGCCACAGACGAGGACGUCAGGAUAGAUGCGGGCUUUGCGGAGGGCGACACCGUCUCGCAGGCCUACGACGGCAUGAUCGCCAAGCUGAUCGUACGGGGGCCAGACCGUGAGACGGCCAUCCGGAAGCUCGAGCUCGCGCUGAGGGAAUACGAGGUCGUUGGUCUCAGCACCAACAUCGAGUUCCUCAAGAGGCUCUGCAGGAGCCAGCCCUUCAUCGACGGCGAUGUUGAGACAGGAUUUAUUGAAAAGCAUCGUGAGGACUUGUUUAGCCCUCGGCGGGUCGAAGACGAGACAUUCGUCCAGGCCAGCCUGGGCCUCCUCGCGGAGCAGCUGCGCAAAGAGGGGGCUGCGUCGUCGGGUCCCCAUGGCGAGACGCUCGGUUUCGGUCAUGGUAGCGCUACGACCAGCGAGAGGAACUACGCCUUUAGGGUAGUCGACGGCUACAGCGCACAUGAGGACGAGGUUGUCCGGGCGAGCAUCACGCAGCUGGGCCACAACCUCUUCCGCGCCUCCAUCUCGCGCAAGGAUCAGGAUGCCCCGCAGAUCUUUGACACUUUGGUUUGUGAACCUACUGCCACGGCACCAACAUUGUUACCAUCGUCGUCAUCAUCAUUAUCAUUUUCAUUGGCAAAGACCGCUGUCAGGACCUUCUUCCCGCUCGAGAGGAUUGACACCACGCUCGUGCGGGAUCCAACCCACGAGCAUAGGCUCAGUGUGUUCCAGCGCGGCGGCAAGACGGAACUAAUGCUGCUGCAACCGUCAUGGUACGAGAAGGCGCUGGGGCUGAAGGAGGUCACCGCGAGUGUGGUGGCGCCCAUGCCGUGUAAGAUCCUGAGAAACGAGGUCGCGGAGGGAAAGACAGUAGAGAAGGGUGCUCCGCUCGUUGUAAUUGAGUCCAUGAAGAUGGAGACGGUGAUUCGCUCACCGCAAAAGGGCGUCGUCAAGAAACUGGCGCACAAGGAGGGCGACAUCUGCAAGGCCGGGACGGUCCUCGUGCUUUUUGAGGAAGGCGAGAGCGGCGAUGACGCGGCGUCAUGA
Molecule: messenger RNA, 2276 nt
Organism: Cryphonectria parasitica EP155
Lineage: Eukaryota; Fungi; Ascomycota; Sordariomycetes; Diaporthales; Cryphonectriaceae
Exons: 2
Coding region: 21-2276 (751 amino acids)
Cellular component (GO): mitochondrion
Molecular function (GO): ATP binding; methylcrotonoyl-CoA carboxylase activity; metal ion binding
Source: RefSeq, a predicted model, not a curated record